AUGACUUUCCAACGCCUAACUUCAUCAAACUGUUCAAUCAAAAAUGGAGGGUUACCAUUUGUUAACUGUUCCUCGCAUGUCGUCGCCACCUGCGUUUUCUCUAACUGCACUCAAAUCUGGACCUCCUCCGAUCCGAUUCUUGAAAACAUUUCAAACACCAUAGAGUAUCAGGAAUUCAAUGGCGGAGUGGAUGAGGAAUUUGAAGUAUUCAGAGAAAGGAGUCGCUUCUGGAUUCAGCGAGUCCUGGUGCCAAUGAUCCUAAUCAUUGGUCUGAUUGGAAACACUGUGACGAUCGUGAUAAUGACCAGGCGGCGCAUGCGCUCUUCUACCAAUAACUACUUGGCAGCUUUAGCAAUUUUUGACAUGAUGUAUCUAAUCUGCGUUUUUGGUCUUUCAUUGUUUCAUUAUCCAGGGAUCCAGGAUCCCCGCUACGUUGUCUACUGGCAUAUUCGACCCUUCGUUAUCAUGUUAACAGAUGCCUGUAGCAACACAUCAGUUUGGUUAACAGUGACAUUUACGAUAGAGAGGUACAUUGCAGUUAGCCAUCCAAUCAAGGGAAAGAUAUACUGUACAGAGUCCAGAGCAAAGAAGGUCAUCGUUUUUGUGUCAUUGAUUUGCUUCUUCUUGACCUUGCCAACCCCGUUUGAGUGGACAGUCAUCGAAAUCACUGACGAUGAGACCAACGAGACGACAAUCUCGAUGGAUUUCUCAGAUUUUGGAAAUAACAAUCUCUAUAAAACCGUAUACUAUACCAUGACGGCAAUCUUAUUCGUCUUUAUUCCCCUUUUUCUUCUUGCCAUAUUUAAUUCCUUCCUCAUUAGGUCGGUUCAUCUUUCUAAGAUACAGCGGAACACCAUGACACAUCUCAGAGAGUCGCGAGAUUCUCUCCAGCAAGAAAAUAAGAUCACGGUCAUGUUAAUUGCAGUAGUGGUGUUGUUCUUCAUAUCUCAGCUGCCAACAGCAGCAACGUUGGUGUAUACAUCCUUACAUGCAGUUCCUCCUAACACCAACAAAGAAGCUCUUCUUCAAGGACUAGGUAACAUCUUUAACUUUCUGGUGUGUAUCAAUGCGGCAGGAAACUUCGUUUUGUACUGUUUACUCAGUCAGAAGUAUCGGAGAACUUUUCUUCAGACUUUCUGUCCGUGCAUCAAAAACAAGCUAGUCCGCCUACAGUCCGUUUACCAGAGAUCUGCCUAUAGUAAUGUCAACGAUAAUUCGCAGCUGUCCAGAAAUACGGUGGUUCGGCGAUCCAAUCAAAGCAGAGCUGACAGCAAAACACUUGGAACCAACGGAGAAGGUGAGUCAAAAAAACACGAUUUUUCGGAUGCCUCUAGCAAUAAGUGGAGAGCUGAAGAAGGAGACAGUUUCUCUGUCCUUUCCCGAACGAAUAAACAAAGCCAUAACUUUGAAGAGGAGAGAUCGGGAAAACGAAAGAAGCUCCCAUCCAUUUUUAAUAACCAGUGGAGAAAGAUGUUGGGGCAGGGCGAAAGAAGAACAGGUAAUCAGGAAAAAACCGUUACAUUCCAGGCAGAUAACGAUUCUGUUAUUCUGAGCUCUCCAGAGGGCGUACUUUCAAUAAACGUACACUCAGCAGUAUAA
This is a messenger RNA of Limulus polyphemus (Atlantic horseshoe crab), 1599 nucleotides long. Its product is annotated as FMRFamide receptor-like. NCBI's taxonomy places the organism in Eukaryota, Metazoa, Arthropoda, Merostomata, Xiphosura, Limulidae. Gene Ontology annotation, molecular function: G protein-coupled peptide receptor activity. Gene Ontology annotation, cellular component: membrane. The record is from RefSeq and is a predicted model, not a curated record. Gene Ontology annotation, biological process: G protein-coupled receptor signaling pathway. The transcript has a single exon. Bases 1 to 1599 code for a protein of 532 amino acids.